Molecule: messenger RNA, 1266 nt
Organism: Colletotrichum lupini
Lineage: Eukaryota; Fungi; Ascomycota; Sordariomycetes; Glomerellales; Glomerellaceae
Product: monooxygenase
Exons: 4
Coding region: 1-1266 (421 amino acids)
Biological process (GO): secondary metabolite biosynthetic process
Molecular function (GO): monooxygenase activity
Source: RefSeq, a predicted model, not a curated record
AUGCCUGAGUGUGGUUCAAUUGUGGACGGGGUCGUGCGAUACCCUCCUUCUGGGAUCAAUGUUAUCAUUGUUGGCGCAGGCCUGGGAGGCUUGCAGGCAGCCGUUGAGUGUUGGAGGAAGGGUCAUGAGGUUCGAAUUCUUGAGAAGGGGGGGGCGAUUUCCGAGGCCGGUGAUGUUAUCAGACUCGGGCCUAACAGCUAUGCCACCUUGAAGGAGUAUCCUAAGAUGCUCCAGGAAUGGGAUCAGUUCGCCUUUGACCCCGAGGCAUGCUUCUGUCACCGUGACGGACGAUUCGCUGUGCCGAAGGCUGAAGUCGAGCAUCACCUUCCGGGAGUUGCCACACAUGUGAUAUGGCCCAUCCGAGCAAAGCCGAUUGUCAGCCGACGAGAUCUUGCUAUGAUGCUUCUUAGUCAAUGCAAGCGAUUGGAGAUUUCUGUGACAUAUGGUGUAGACAUCACCCGUUACUCGGAAGAUGGAGAGGGUAGUGCCACCGCCCACGCCGAAGAUGGCCGCAGCUUCACCGGGGAUGUUGUGAUAGCGGCAGACGGCAUCGGCUCCAAGAGCUGCAGUGUGACCUUGGGCAAGCCGGUUCGCGCAGACGAUGGCACGGCUGUGGAAUCCUGGUCAUCGACCGUAACCCCUGCACAGACGGCAGAUGUGAUGCCCGACAAGGAGGGCUGGGAUCCAGUUCUCAUGGAGGCGAUUCACAGCACCCCACCCAAUACUGUUGUGCGGUGGAAGCUAUGUUGCCGUAACACCCAACCAAAAUGGCACUCCGAGGGUGGCCAUAUCAUUCAGCUCGGUGAUGCGGCCCACAGCUUCAUCCCAUCAUCUGGAAACGGGGCAUCUAUGGCUCUUGAGGACGCCAUGCCGCUUCCCGAGUGCCUAAGACUGGGAGGCAAAGAUCACAUACCUCUUGCCGUUCGAGCUCACCAGCUUCUCAGAUAUGAGCGUACUUCGCUUCUGCAACACAAUGGUUUCGUCAACAGGCGUCAGGUCCACCGCGACAUGAACGAGAUUCUAAAGGAUGAAAGGCAGCCCAUGCUCCUCGGAAAAUGGGUCUGGACUCACCAUGCCGAAAAGUAUGCCACAGAGAAUUUUGUAGAGGCGUGUACGGCAAUCAGACUUGAUAAACCAUUCAAGAACACCAAUUUGCCUGUGGGCCAUGAGAUCCAACCUUGGAGUAUCGAAGAAGAGGAAGAAAAGGAGAAGUCUGGUAUCUUCAAUGAGGAUCUGAAGAAUACCGGUGACUGGGGAUUGGCGUGA